AUGGUUUUCUUCGCCGCGACAGAAGCACCGGCUCUGCCGAACAAAGAUAUCCUGUCAUGGAUCUUCGAUGAACCGGACUACGAUGUGAAUAAACCGAUCUUCAUCGACGCUACUCAAACUUCACGCUCAAUUUCACACGUCCAAGCGCGCAAGGUCAUCCGCCAACUCAUCGCGGGCCUCCAUCACGCCGGCGUACAAAAGGGCGACUGUGUAAUCAUCCACUCAUUCAACGACAUCUACUAUCCCAUUCUAGUGCUCGCCAUCAUUGGCUCCGGCGCCAUCUUCGCCGGCACCAACCCAGGCUACACGCCGCAUGAACUGCGUCAUCACGUGAAAAUCACCCAGGCGACAUUUCUCGUUUGUGAGCCUGACCUACUUGAUUCCCUGCUCCCAACAGCGAAGGACGCAGGAAUUCCCCACUCGAGUAUUCGCAUCUUCAACACGCAACCCAAUCAGAGAGUCCCGAACGGAUUCGACAGCUGGACGGAAUUAAUGCAGCAUGGAGAAGAAGAUUGGGUGCGCUUCAACGAUGGGGAAACAUGUACCAACACGACGGCCGCGAGGCUCACGAGUUCCGGCACCACGGGUCUCCCGAAAGCCACGAUGACGACGCAUCGGAAUUUGAUUGCGCAGCAUGAGCUGUGCUACGGUCUUGCGGUGCAACAACGACCGUAUGAACCCAUCCAUUUAUUCUCGAUGCCCAUGUUCCAUGCCGCCGUGGCGCCGCGCUCGCAUACCACGGUACUCAAGAACGGCGAGACCGCGUAUAUUAUGCGGCGAUUCGAGUUGGAGCCGUUCCUCGCCAAUGUGGAGAAAUUCAAAGUCACGGAACUGUAUGUCGUGUCUGCCAUGGCCGUGGCCAUCGUCAUGUCUCCUCUGCUGAACAAGUAUUCGAUGAAAUCUGUCCGGCAAGCACUGGCGGGCGCUGCGCCGCUGAGCAAAGAGACGCAAGCGGGCAUAAGACGACAUUUCCGGCCCGGCGCCCCGUUCACGCAGGUCCUCGGCUUGACGGAGGUAUCGUGCAUUCUCACCUGGUUCGAUUACCCGGAAGACGACUUGACGGGGUCCGUCGGCCGGAUCCGGCCUGGCAUUGAUGCGAAACUCAUCGACAAUGAAGGCAAUGAUAUUAGUGGAUAUGAUGUGGUGGGCGAAAUGUGCGUGCGCGGCCCCACGGUCAUCAAGGGAUACUUCAACAAUCCGGAGGCGAAUAAGAUGUCGUUUGACCAAGAUGGCUUCUUCCACACUGGCGACGUCAUGUACUGCGACGGCAAGACAAAACUGUGGUACGUUGUCGACCGUAAGAAGGAGUUGAUCAAGGUCCGCGGUUUCCAGGUGGCGCCGCCGGAGAUCGAGGCCGUGCUGCUCACGCACCCUGACAUCGUGGAUGCGGCUGUCAUUGGUGUCCCCGCCGCCAGUGCGGUGGAUGGUGAAGUUCCUCGUGCGUAUGUCGUUCGGAGACCCGGUUCAGACCCGAAGAAUCUCACGGAGGCAGAUGUCAUGGAAUUUGCGGGGAGACCGUUGGCGAAGUAUAAGCGUCUUGAGGGCGGUGUGAGGUUUAAAGAUGUGAUUCCGAAGAAUGCGUCUGGGAAGAUUCUCAAGAGGAUAUUGAGAGACGAAGCCAAGAAGGAGAGGGAGAGUGUGGCGGCGAAGUUGUAG
This is a messenger RNA of Rhinocladiella mackenziei CBS 650.93, 1656 nucleotides long. RefSeq lists its product as uncharacterized. The record is from RefSeq and is a predicted model, not a curated record. The coding region runs from base 1 to 1656 and encodes 551 amino acids. Gene Ontology annotation, biological process: secondary metabolic process. Lineage: Eukaryota; Fungi; Ascomycota; Eurotiomycetes; Chaetothyriales; Herpotrichiellaceae. The transcript is spliced from 2 exons. Gene Ontology annotation, molecular function: CoA-ligase activity.